GUUACAGUGAAGCGGGUAGAGAAGAGCUUCAGCAGCAGCAGCUCCGGCUCCAGCUCCAGUGACGGUAUAGAAGCAGCAGAAGCAGAGGCCUCUCCAAGUGCAAGCAGGUAGCAGCAGCAGCAGCAGCAGCAGCCGCAGUAAGCCGUGCAAUUGAAAUAAAGUGCAGCGGAAGCUAAAAGCUAAAACCUACACCACCACCACCGCCAUCAUCUUCAUCCCCCCUUUUGUGUGUGUGCGCGUGUGUGUGUGUUGGGGCGCGUAGCGCUACGGCGACGACGAAGACAAGGAGCAAGGAGAGGUGUGUGCAAGUGCAUUUUGUUUUAUGAAAUUUUCCACUCCCCCUCCCCCAUUGAUUCCAUCAUCAACCAGCAGCGCCAUCUUCUCCCAGUGAAAGUUGUGUGUACGUGUGCGUGCGUGUGUAUGCGGGCGUGCUUUGGUGUGGAUACAGAUGCAACAACUCCUCCACAUCGCCGCCGCCUCCGCCGCCAUCUUCCGCCAAUUCCGCCGGAAUAGCGUAAAAAACUCGCGCGUUUAGUGAAUUGUUUUAUUAAAAAUAUUUGCGGGCGACGUGCGUUUUUGGGGUUCUAUUUUUUGCUUUUUGGUUUCGCCGCGUGUGUUUGCGUGUUGUGAGGGAAGGGUAGGAAGAAGAGGAUUGUUUGUGUGUACUGCAGUUAAACAAAAGUGCAUCUCUCGUGCAUUCACUUUUUGCGCGAAAAGCCCGCGCGCGCGUGUGUUUUUUUUAGUGAAUAAGUGGCGCAAAAAGAAAGAAUAGUAUAAUAGUGUCGUUGCGUGUGAGGAAUUGUGCAAUCUAGUGUUUUUUUGUUUUUUUUUACGGUGGGAGUCACAUCUCCUUACGCAUCAAAAAGUGGAGGCCGUGUGUGUGUAUGUGUUGCUGUUCUGUUCUGUUGCAUCCUUCUCUUUCCGUGGAGAACAGGGACGAGAAGAAGUGUUUCAAAGGAUUUUGUGCAGUGAGGGAGAGACGCGCGAUUUCAUAAACAAUAACACACGACACACACAUAACCGUUUGAUAUAAUCAACCGCGUGUGUCUGUCGUGUGCAUUUUUUACUUACAAAAAAGCCUCCCCCCGUGUCAGCACCAGUGGCGCACCAAUGAAAACACUCAAAGUGUUUCGGGCCAGCUUGUUGGAAUCGGGCGCGUUAAGUAAAAAGGCAACAGCAGUAACCGCCACCAGCAGCAGUAGCAGCAGCCAGCGGCGGCAUAUCCAAUCGUAGAUUCGAUUGAUGUGAUUUUAUUAGUUUUGUAAUAUUUUAUUAUAUAUCCAGAUGAUCUCACAGACGAUUGCAGUGAAGAGUAAUAAUCCCACCGGCAGUAGCGAUACGCUGUGUUAGUUUGUGUGCUAAAGCCACACACACACAUAUUGUCCUUGCCCCCAAUACUAACCCGUGAUAAUCGUGUUAGCGAGGGCCACUACUAUACCAUCCCUGUGCGAACGGUUCUCCUUCCCGCGUUCUGUGCGUUCGCACCUUCGCGCAUCUGGUAUAAACACUGGUGUGUGAGUGAGCUUUUGUGUGUGUCCUUUCGCGAGAGUAGGACCGGCGGCGCCGGCCCACUCUUCCCAUAAAACACCCCAACAACCCCCUUUCCGGGUAGCUUUACCCGUGACCUUUUUCCGGUUGGCGCGGCAGUUCCGGCACCAGCAGGUGUUGGAACACAAAAGGCGCCAUCAUUCCUUCCACAAUAGGGUCGUCACACCUCACCAACCUGUCUGGCCCUGCUGCUACUCAUAGUAGCAGGGGCAGCACAGGUCACCUUCCUCCACCCCCGGGGUCGCACCUUCAGCAACUCCACGGGUCUGGAGUCCUUACGGAUCAUACAAAAUUACAGUAUUUGGGCAACAUGCAGGUGCAUCCCGCACACAGUGGCAGCGGAGGGCAUCAUCCGCCACCGCCGCCCACCCAGGGACCGCCCCAGUCCGCCCAUCCGCCACCGCCCCAGCCGAUCCCGAUCGUGAAGCCGGAGUUCAAGGUGCCCCCGAUACCGGCCCACCUGAUGGAUGUGCGCGGACCGGACGGUUCGCUGGUCAAGAUCAACAUGCCGGAGCAUCACGAUCCGAGCAAGCCGCCGAACAACGUGGAAAUGCUGAAGGUGAACAUCGAGGAUCUCAGCCAGUUUCUGUCGUACCACGAGGUGUUCGGCAAGCUGCCCUCCGACAUGCUGACCGGCCCGUCCGCCAGCCUAGUGCCAUCAUCCUCCACCAACACCGCUACGACCAGUGCGCAUAGCAAUGGUAAAUUAAAUCACAUCCGUCCGGGGCCUACGGGCGAAUCUCCAUUCAAAUGUAGCUACUGCGCGAAAAGCUUCACCCGUAAGGAACACCUGACUAACCACGUUCGCCAGCAUACCGGUGAAUCGCCUUACCGAUGUCCGUACUGCGGUAAAACGUUCACCCGAAAGGAACAUCUAACGAACCAUGUCAGAUUGCACACAGGCGAAACACCCUACCAGUGCACAUACUGCGGGAAGAAGUUUACGAGAAAAGAACACCUUACCAAUCAUGUCAGAUUGCAUACCGGCGAAACUCCAUUUCAGUGCACUUACUGCGAGAAGAAGUUCACUCGCAAAGAGCAUUUGACUAAUCACACGAGGUUGCACACCGGCGAGACUCCUUUUCAAUGUUCUUACUGUCAGAAAAAGUUCACGCGGAAAGAACAUUUAACAAACCACGUCAGGUUGCACACCGGCGAGACACCUUUUCAGUGUUCUUAUUGCCAGAAGAAGUUCACUCGCAAAGAACAUUUAACGUACCACGUCAGGUUGCACACCGGCGAGACUCCCUUUCAAUGUUCUUACUGUCAGAAAAAGUUCACGCGGAAAGAACACUUAACGAACCACGUCAGGUUACAUACCGGCGAAACUCCUUACCAGUGUACCUACUGCGACAAGAAAUUCACUCGCAAAGAGCAUUUAACCAACCAUGUCAGAAUACACACUGGAGAGACUCCCUAUCGGUGCACGUAUUGUGAGAAGAAAUUUACCCGAAAAGAACGUUUAACGUAUCACAUAAGAUGGCAUACGGGAGAGACACCGUACCAUUGCACGUACUGCGAGAAAAAGUUCGCCCGCAAAGAGCACCUUACUAAUCACGUCAGAUUGCACACAGGAGAGACCCCUUAUCAAUGCACAUAUUGUGAAAAGAAAUUCAGUAGAAGAGAGCGUUUAACGAUUCACACAAGAAUCCAUACCGGAGAGACUCCGUACGCAUGCACAUAUUGUGAUAAAAAAUUUAGCCGCAAAGAACGAUUAACGUAUCACAUAAGAUUACACACCGGAGAAACUCCCUAUCAGUGCACGUACUGCGAGAAGAAAUUCACUCGCAAAGAGCACCUUACAAAUCACGUCAGACUGCACACCGGAGAAACUCCCUAUCCGUGCACGUACUGUGAAAAGAAGUUCACGCGCAAAGAACAUCUUACCAAUCAUGUCAGAUUGCACACCGGCGAGACCCCUUAUCAGUGUACCUAUUGUGACAAGAAAUUCACGCGCAAAGAGCAUUUGACUAAUCAUACAAGAUUGCACACCGGAGAAACUCCUUAUCAUUGCACCUAUUGCGAGAAGAAAUUUAUGCGCAAAGAACAUUUAAAGAACCAUAUCAGAUUGCAUACCGGAGAAACUCCGUACCAAUGUACGUACUGCCAGAAGAAAUUCACGCGAAAAGAGCAUUUAACAAACCACACCAGAUUGCAUACGGGCGAAACUCCUUACCAGUGUUCUUAUUGCCAGAAGAAGUUCACCCGCAAAGAACAUCUCACAAAUCACGUCAGGCUGCACACCGGCGAGACUCCCUACACGUGUACCUAUUGUCAGAAGAAGUUUACGCGUAAAGAGCAUUUGACGAAUCACGUCAGAUUGCACACUGGCGAGACUCCCUUCCAGUGCACGUAUUGCCAGAAGAAAUUUACGCGAAAAGAACAUUUGACCAACCAUACCAGAUUACACACCGGUGAGACUCCGUAUCAUUGCACCUAUUGCGAGAAGAAGUUCAUGAGAAAAGAACACCUUACGAACCAUAUCAGAUUGCACACCGGAGAAACUCCCUAUCAGUGCACGUAUUGCGGGAAGAAAUUCACCCGAAAAGAGCAUUUAACAAAUCAUGUCAGAUUGCAUACCGGAGAGUCUCCCUAUCGGUGUUCGUACUGUAACAAGUCAUUCACCAGAAAAGAGCACCUCAAGAAUCACGUCAGACUGCAUACGGGGGACUCACCGCACAAAUGUGAGUACUGCAACAAAACGUUCACGCGGAAGGAGCAUCUCAACAAUCACAUGCGUCAGCACAGUGGAGACAAUCCGCACUGUUGCAAUGUGUGCAACAAGACCUUCACGCGGAAGGAGCAUCUGAUCAACCAUAUGAGUCGAUCACACACCGGAGAGCGUCCCUUUCAGUGUGACGAGUGUGGCAAAUCUUUCCCGCUGAAGGGCAAUCUGCUGUUCCACCAGCGCAGCCACACCAAGGGCCAACCGAUGGAUCGUCCGUUCCGGUGCGACAUGUGUCCGAAGGAUUUCAUCUGCAAGGGCCACCUGGUAUCGCACCAGCGGUCGCACACGGGCGAGAAGAACCACCACUGUCCGCAGUGCAGCAAGUCGUACGUCGAGCGGGGCAACAUGCUGCGGCACAUGAAGAAGACGCACCCGGAUGCGGUCAUUCCGGUGCUGCCGAAGCUGCCCCACAUCAAGGUCGAACCGAAGUCUACCGUAUCUCAGCCCGCGUCCGUGGUGACGUCGCCGGCUCAGGCCACGUCAACAAUAACGUCGAUUAUCUCCAACAAUACUCAUCCAUCGCAGCAUCAUCAUCACAUUCAACCGAAAAUGGAACAGAAAUCUCAGAUACAUCAUCUUCCGCUUCCUCAUCAGCAUCCAGCUCACCAGCUGCACCACCACAUCUCGGCGGGCCCCCCGCCGCCGCCGCCAUCGAUGCAUCUGCCGCCGCCAAAUCCGCAGUUGGCAGCGCUCGCCCUCCAUCAUCAGGUCCAGCAGCAUCAGCAGCAGCAACAACAGCAGCAGCAACAGCAGCCGCAAUCUUCGCCUUCAACGGUACGAACCCAGCCAUCCCCUCGUACAUCACAUCCGCCGCCGCCGCAUCCACAGCAGCAGCAACCGCAGCAGCAGCCGCCGCCGGAAAGCCACCAGCAACAGGGACCGGUCCCAGCUGGACCCCUUCCACCUCAGCACCAUACGGUCCCGGUUACUAUUAUAACCCAUGCUGGAAGCAUUAAUCCGGCCAACAUGCCGGUGGUGGACGGUGGGCCGGCUAACGGUCGGGUCGGGGCGAUCCAGAUGCAUCAUCUCGCCGCGGCCCAGCAGUCGGCCGAGGAGCAUUCGGUGGUUUAUUGAAACAGCGGCAUCGGUGGUGGUGGUAAUGGAGGCGGCGGUGUCAGCGUGGGCGGUAGUACUGCUGGUACAGGAAACAGCAGCCGAGGUGGAAGAGCAAGUGGCGGAGGCGGCAAUAGUAAGGCAGGAGCGACAGCAUCAGCAUCCCGUAUCGGUAAUAUAGAGCUGAUUGUGCCAACGGUUACCACCGCGAGCGGCGGCAGUAUGCUAGCAAGAGCAAGUGCCACCAUCACCGGCAGUAGUAGUGGUGCUAAUGUAGUUGCUAAUCAUGCGCCCUUGCUUCUUGAUCCGCCACAUGUUGCCACCGACGGGCAGCAGGAGUAUCAACAUCCCAUCGCACUGAUGCCUUUGCUGCAACAGCAACAGCAACAGCAGCAGCAGCAAAACCUUGCGCAAGCACUGACGCUGCAACUGUCACAUCAGCAGCAGCAGCAGCAGCAGCUAUUCAAGUCAGAACACAACAAAACACUAACCCAGCUGUAGAAUUUGAUGUAAUAAUAGCGGAGGUAGAGGAGGAGGAUCAAUCCAGAUGGAGAAUAAGCAGCUUGUUUUCAUUUUAUGCUAGUGUUAACUGUGAGUUUCUAUAACUUCUUUUUAUUGUAGCAUACAUUUUUAUUACGGUUUCUCGGUGCAGUUGAAUUUGUUUGUCGCGCUUCUACCCCUUGUAAUGGGGUAGCAUUCAUGCUGCAGACUGUGCAGCGCAAAAGAGAAUAUGAAUUAAAUGCGACAUUGAAGCGAAACUUAACGUGUACACGUCGAGUGGAGCUCAAAUUUUGGCACACACAGUGAGAGAGAUAGCACGCUGGAUACUAUUUCCGGUUGGGCAAAACGAGUGACUAGUACAUAACAAAAUCAGCUUGUGCAGUCAAUAUAAACGUGACUCACAAACACACAGUCAAACACAACAGUGCUCGAUUGGUUCAAAAACAUGAUUGAAAGGAACUUGUUUACAGUGAGUGGCAAGCAGAAUAAUAAUUGUUUAAAAUUUGUUUUCUUUACUUUUUUCCAAGUUGUUGUGUGGAAAAUACAACAACCAUGAGGAAAACACUGCACUCAAAAGGAGGAGAAACACACAAAAAAGUACAGAAGUAUGCAAUUAGUAGUUUUAAAAAGUAGUGAAGAAAAAAAAUAGUUCGUAAAGGGAUGAAUACGCUAAGUUUAAUAAACACAAAACAUAAUACAUAAGCGGUAGUGAGUAAUAAAACAAACAAUAACAACAACAAAAAAUACACAAAAAAAAGAUGAAUUACACAAACCACAUGUGCAACGUAAACAUGAAGUAACAAACAAUACCAGUAAAUGAAAUGUACAGUUGUGUAAAACAAAGCAGAAAACUGUUUAAGAAGAGGAGAUGUAAAGGAGCAUAAAUAUUAACAUUGUAUAAUUAAUCGCAGUGGUGUGUGUGUGUGUGUGGUGGGCGUUGAAAGUUAAAUAAGUAUAGCAACGAGUUGGAUGCAAGAAGCUCUCGUCUGUAAUUAAAUAACAAAACAUGAUUUAAAGCAGAUACGAACAAACGUAGAUAAUAGUGCGAGCGGAGAAGAAAACAGAGAAAAGAAUGUGCAAAAAAAGAAGCAAACACAGUUUAAAAACAAAAACAGCUGCAGCAAACGCGCGCGCGCAUCUCUUAUAUUAGGUGCGGUGUAUUUUUUUAAAUGUAACCCAACAGCAGCAGUACGGGCGUGUGUAGCAAGCAUAUGAAGUAUAAAACGUAGAAGUAAAAUGUGAGUUAUUGAACUAAAAUUAUAUACACAUAAAUCUAUAUAUAUAUAUACCAAGCUAUAUCUUUAUAUAUAUACACAGGUAGAAAACUCACAAGAAAUAGGUGAAGCGCGAGCAGAGCAAAACAACAGAUUUGUGGUCGCAUUAAAAGAGAGAGAGAGAGAGAGGGAGAGAAAAGGUACGAGAUAAUAACUAACCAGAUAUACAAAACAAGUCGAUAUCAAAUAUCGAAAAAAUGCGCGAUACUAAACGUGUUUUACAUGUAAAAAAACACAGACACAAACACACACUCACAUUGCAGGAGCAUGUGGAACUAGGAAGAUAGUUGCAACAAAAAAAAAAAACAAAACAAAACAGACAGAUUUCGAGGCGACAUCUAGCAACACCCUUGCUCCCCCCCUCCCUCCCAACCAGCCUCUACCACCACAGAGAAUCAUUUCCUGCGCGCUCUUGUUCGUUUCUGCGUCCUUCACUAGCCAACGCAAGGGAAGUGGCUCGGGUAAAAGCACCCUGUUGCAAUUGCAGAAUUGUUGCUCUUGUCUUAGACAGUUAUACCUUACUCUACCCACUCCCACUUCCAGAAAGGUUAUUAAUGCAGGGCCCCCAUAUAUUUGCUUUGCCGGAACGCAAAUCUUUAUAUAGAGGUUUACAUUCAUAUAUAAACUUAUACAUAUAUGUGUGUAGUGAAAUGGAAGCAAAAGAGUGGAAGGGGUUUGGUGUUCGGAACUAUGUUCUGAUUUUAACAAAACAACAACAACAAAAUGUAGAAGUAAAAGGUAAAAAUAAUACUUUCGGUAAAAAUAAAUGGCAACAGUGAAAAUGCAAUGCGGGAAAACAAACAAACCACACUCACCAGAAUACACAAAAUCAUGCAAAUUAUAAGAUCGUUCAGUUUUGCGUUAGAUAAUACGCACUCUGGGAGUGGUGAAGCAGCAAAAUUAGUAAAAUAAAAAAAGAAGAAGACCCAUGAUGAGAAUCAAUACUUAAUCUUAACACAAUUGUUGACAUAGAUGAAAUAGUGUGAGAAAUAAACAAAGUAAUCUUAAACAAACGAACAGCAGUAAUGGACAUGUAGCAACAGCACGCGCAAACACGGCAAAGGGGUAGCAUUUUGCUGUAAACGUGUGUGCGUGUUUAGAAAGAACCUUCGCCAAACCGUUGUGGUGGAAUAGGAGGGCAAACAUCAGUCACACCGGGUGUUCUAGGAGAAAACAGUUGACACACUAGCGCAAUCUCUCGAUAGUACGUACCUACUACUACACAUUACUGCAAUGACCGAUCAAUCAACAAUGCUCUCCCCCCGCCCCGUUGUGCUAUGUCGGAGCUGUUUUUGGUUAACAUCCUUCUUCCUACCCACUCCUUUUCCCGUGUGCGCACUUCAGCAAAAUACAAAUGUAAUAGUAGUGUGCUAAAAGUUACAAAACCGCGCAGGAUGAAGAAAACAAUAGCAUAAGGAAAAUUCAGACACCGUGUAGUGUGUAGAGAGACUGUUGGUUGGGGGGAAGAAGACUUUUUUUACAUACGUUGUUAAAGCUGCAACAAAAAUUGAACCCCUCUUAAUGUAGACCACAGGUUAGAGACAUAUACCAUGCUCCCUAGUGGUUUUAUGAAAGUGAAACAUACACACAUACAACACAAACCUAGAAACGAGAGAGAGAGAGAGAGGAAACUCAACUUUCGCGGGUGGAAAAUAGUACAACUUUAUUUAAAGUGUUUAAGGUAAAACGAAACAAAGUAAAUACAAGUGUAACAUUUAACAAUGUUACAGCAAGCUGAAGAACAGUACCGAAGGAGAAAGAAACGAAGUGGAAAGAUAAAUUUAAAGAGGAAAAACACACAGACACACACACUGGCUUUUAACGUGAUUAUACGAUAAGAGGAACAAUUCGCGUACAAGAGAAAGGGUACACUAACACAUUCAAUACAAACAAACACACAUCCACACUACAUUAAUAGUUGUUUUUGAGUUUGAGAAUCUCAGCUGUGUCUAUAUUUAACCAGGACCCACAAUUCUUUCACAAUCAACCAAGAGAAGGAUAACGUUGCGUUGUGUUUUGCGACUGAUGAUGAUGAUGCUAAUUUCAUUCACAUAUUGUGCUAUCAUUACAAUUUCAAUCCAUUUACACAAUAGAAGCAUACAGUAGUAGCUUAUCGCCUCACGCAUAAGAGAUAUAACCAUAGUACAUUAAACAACAACAACAACAACAACAGCAAGCAAGCAACAAACAGAGCCAGUACAUUAUACUACAAUAGUUUCGUUCUCUCAGUGUGUAUCUGUAAGGAUAGAUUUAGACGUCGUAACCCCAGUUUACUGUUUUUCUUUUACAAUAAUACACACACACACAUUCACACACAUGGACACAUUACACAAUAGAAAAUAGAACCAAACAGCAGUACCAUUACAUACCUACCUUUUCAUCAAACACCAACAGCGAAACCAGGAGAAUCGUCACCGAAUAUCUGGUGAUACACACUCUGUCACUUGCUUAUAAAAGAGUAGAUAGAUGUAAUGCUUCUUCUGUGUUAAGCUUUGUCUAUUACAAUAGAGAUAUCAAUAGAAUUCUAAGCUAUCACCACUAAUACAAUACGAUAGGGACACACUCAUACCAUAAAACAACAAGUAAGCCAAACCAAUUUUACAGUAAACUCUACAAUCAAUGCUUCACCACAACAGCUACAACAGAACAGACAGCGUUCUCAAAUCAAAACAGUAUCACUCCUUCAUAUAGUGUAUAUUGUAUCUGCACAAACUUACAAUAGGCUCUUACAACAACCAACAAGCAAGCAUAUAGUGUUGAAAUAAUUGUUUUUUCCCCGUAAUAAGACUUCAUGGUGGGUCGUUCGGGGGUCAACGAUGCUUGCCAAUGCAAUAGAAACAGAGAAAAUAAUUUAAACAUUCACGUUUACGUUUUUCGAUCCUAUUCAGUGCAUUUUUCAACACACAUCCCUCCUGUAGUUUGUUUAUACGUGCUUCUUGCGUGUGUCUUAGUUUUGAAAAGUUGUUUAAGAUUUCCUCAGUUAUCUCACGUCUCAGUAAAACGCGUCUUGGAAAACGGGAGAACAAGAACGAAUGUGUACUUGUGUACUUGAACUUGAUAGAUUGAUUUCAACACGACUAUAACGACAACCACAACCAAAACCAACCAACAAAUCAUCACAAACCUCCUAAUUACCUUCAUCGAUCCCAGUUUUCUGAUACUAAUUUUAAAAGCAAAUAAAACAAACAAAGUUGCGUAUUAUGAAGAAAAAAAAAACAAGCGAAAUACGUUCCUUUCCGUUGUGAUACUAUAAAGAGCAAGGGCGACAGAUUUGAGGGCAAUGUUUCGAUAUGAUGAGUGUGUUUGUGUGUUUGUGUGGUGGGGAGAGGGCAACAACCCCUUUUCCCAGAAGCGAAAUGAUUAAAAGAUAAGAGAGCAGUAACGAUCGUACUACGUGAAGCAAGGUUUUAUUUGGAUUUGGAUUAUUUGUUAGCAUUAGUUGUAUUAAACAAAAAGAUUGCAAUUCUAAUCCUCUUUUCAUCCCUGUUGGUGAUGUGUGGCACGCGCAACAUCAAUGCUUUUUUCUUGUUUGUUUUCGUUUAACUCAAUCGAGUGCAAACUUAUUUUAGCUGAAAUAGUCUAUAUUAAUAUAGUUAACGAUUUUAUAAAACCAUUUUUUCAUAUAUACAUGUAUACAUAUAGGUAUGUUUUUAUGUAUGCAUUAUUAAAGUCUUUCUUUUAGUUUGUUUUAGUAGCAAGAGUGGUAAGAAAAUCUGUGUGUUUGUUAAGAAAAAGUCGAAUAACAAUGGAUUAAUUAAGCGUAACGCCAAGAUCAAGAACACGCACUGGUGAGCUCAUCAUUUCAUGAAACCAUCCACAAUCAUCUAAUAAAAGAAAAAGCGAGUUGAGUUAAACUAAAUACAAAACAUUGUGUAAUAUGCGUAUCGAAGAGAUGAGAUAGCUGAACAUAAUUCAUCCUAGAUGAGCACAUCAUUAUUGCGAACAAAAUUGAAAUGCUGAGUGUGUAAACGUAUUUACAGUAACACCAAGUUUGCAGAAAUUGCGCAAAAAAGGGCAAUUAUCUUUCUUUUACUAAAUCAUCGCACAACUUGUAAAAUCUGAAGUGUUGGAAAGUAACUGGUGAGAAGAGCGUAGCGGGAUUUGAAUGAUUGUGCUCGUUCGGGAACGUUUGUAAUUCGUAAUAUGAUUGUAAUGCAAAAGUACACAACAGGUCUGAGUAAAAUAUGUAGUCUUUACGCAAACUUACGCCAUAUUAUACAAAGCAGCUAAUGAAGUGGAAAGAAAACAAAAAGGAAGGAAGCAAAAAGAAACGCUGAAAAUUGUUAAGUCGACAAAAGGAAAAGAAGACAAACUGAGGAAUAUGAUAAGGAAAGGCAAGGAUAUGAAAUUUGGAAACUAACAAUAGAGAUGAGUCAUUUAAAAAAAAAACAGUACACUUUAUGAGUUGUUGUUUUUUUCAUUUAUUUUAUCGUGUUUCAUUCUUAUUCUAUUUUAUUGAUUUGCAAAUUGGUGCUAUUUACUAAAUUAUUUUUUAUUUUCAGAUAUUUAUAUGAGUUGCUGGCGGCGCUAAAAGGAUGUAUUAUAUUAACUUUGUUUGUUCUAAUUUUGAGAAAUUAUUUUAUUUAUUUUUACAUCCUAAAACUUGAAUUUCAGUUUCAGUACCCACAACAAGCGUAGUGUGAUCGUCACUGAUUUCCAAUCAACGUCGUAUGAGAGUUAAACAGAAGUUGCCGUACGGAACUUUUCGAAACAAUAGUGCCCACUCUAGUCAAUGAGAUGAGAGAUUUGUGGUUUUUACUUUUCCUCCCAUUAUAUUGGGUUGUAUUGGGGUAUAUUUUGUUUUUCAGCAAACACCUAUAAAGUAUUCAUUUACCAUUUUACCACAAGGAGACAUGUACAAAAGUAGUGGCAUCCUUAGCACAUUUUCACAAUGUAACGAAUGUGCAAGAAGCUACACAAUGACCACACAACAUGUUGUACUUGUAAUAUGUUUAGUUUGUUGUUAAGUUGUUAUAGCGGAUGUAAAUACAAAGAGAGGAACAGAAAACAUGCAGAAAAAAGGAAGAAGUAAUGGAAAAAUGGGGAAAAAGGCAACAUUAAAAUAGCCAGGACGAAGAAGUAAAACAAUAAGGCAAAAACAAACGAAAGAAAAAUGUGGCAAAAAAUGUAAGUAGCAAAAAGAUAUCGGAUUCAGUUGAAUGAUGGGGCAAAUAAGAGAAUGAAGAAACAUAACAUUAUUGUACAUUUUUGCCAACUAUUUGUAUCCUUUUUUCUCACAUUACAUACUUUUUAGUAAAGGGUGAAACAAUUCACCCUAAAUUAUGUUGAAUGGUUUUUUUACAACUUUAAUCUAAUAAAAACAAAACAAUACCUAGAAAGUGAUAUGAAAAAAGACAACGUUUUUGCUGCCACUCGUGUGUGUGUGUCUGUAUAUAAACGAGUGUGCAGGACGAGAGAAGGAAAUGAGUAAAACAAACGAGGAAAAGAAUACGAGGAGGAAGAAAAUCGUGUAAUUUAGUAAUAACAGAGAACUAACACGUAAGGAGAGGAAGCGUUGGUGUUGCUAUAGUGAUUGCAGUGUAUGUAAAAAAAUCACUCGGGAUAGGAAAAUCGAGACAGUUUAAGCAUAAAGCAGGCUGCGUAAUUGUGGUGAUUUAUUUUUAGCAGAACAAAGUCGUGCGGAAACGAACUUCCGGAACGGAUCGAGCGCGGAAAAUCGAGCUGAAACGGGAGAGCAAGGAUCGAGCGUAAUAAGUAUUAAAGGAAUUCGUGCUUGUAAAUAAGGAAAAAUGAAGCUGUGCACAACAAAAACUGGAAAAAACUUAAAACUGGAAAAUCUUAAGGACUGCUGUGACUGUCUGUGAGAUUCAGUGGAAGGGAAGUAUUGCAAUAACCACAUUAUACAAUUGUGUGUGUGUGUCGUCUACGCGUUCUUGUGUUCAAAGCUGAAGGCAUGUGUGUGUGUGUAUGAGUGCAAAAGAAAGAACUUUACCAAACGAAUACGAAAAGAUAUUUAAAAAGGUCGAAGUGCGAAGGUCGAAAGAAAUUGUGAGUAAUUUCAUUUAUUUUACACUAUUUCAUAAUUUUACUUUUCAAUUACGAGCUAUAGGGACAGAAGUGAAUAACAAUAAAUCCGCAUAGAAGAGAUGGGAAAACGUAUGUGUGUGUGUGAGAGAGACACGGGCGCAAAUCAGUAUUUGGCCGGCUAGAGCAAUAUUGAGGGACCGUCGAAUAAUAAUAAUUAUUAUUAUUAAAUAAUAGUGUUCACAGCAAUCUUUUAGCCGGGAAAGAUGUAAGAUACGAAACAACACACACAUACGAGAGCAAUGGAAAGGAGAAGCGCGAAACGAACACAAAAGGAACAGACAAAAAAACACACACAUAAAAAUCUUUGCAUACAAAUCAUGUGCAGCAUAGCUGCAUUUUAUACGAAUUUUCUAUUUAAAAAAAAAGAACGAAAACAAUUGGACAGACGCACAAACACACUGCUUUUACACUUGCUUCGGGAAUGGUGAGCAAGUUUUAUUUUUUGAAAUCGUACGGGUUCUUCAAGCAAAAGUGAGGUUCAGAAGAGACAGAGAAAGAGAGAGAGAGUGAACCGGGUGAUUUAUUGCGAUUUUGUACGGAAAUUAAUCGCUGGAAAACGGCCGAUAACAAUUCGCUUAUAUUUAAUGUGUGUGUGUGUGUUUGUAUGUGAGUGUAUAGAUAAGGUGAAGGAUGAAGCAGAAAGAAGUGUGAUAGGAGCUAAAGAUUAUUUUAUAUUUUCUAUUGUUUCGCUUGAUUUCAUUGCCUAUGCUAUUUUGUGAAUUCUAAUAUCAGGAAAACAAUGCUUUGGUUGAUGUUUUCUCUUUGUAUGAAAAAUUCUUGUAAAGAUAAUGUUUUACAAUGUAUAAUGCAAUAAUGGAGCUGUACCAUGAUUUAAAGACAGAAAUCCCUAACAUGUUUACAAUGUAUGGAAUUUAGUUUAAAAGGUAGCUGAAAUUAACACACAAAAAAACACACAGCAUACAUAUAAAAGCAGGGGAAUGAUGAUAAGACUCAACAGCGCAUUGUAAGGAAAAGGGGGGAAAGUAGUAAGGUUAAAGAAAUUAAAAUGUAGUAACGCAAAAUUAUUCACCAUACACUUUAGCGAUAUUUCGAUAAAAGAAGAAGACAGAAAACAAGGAUUGGGGUCACAGGGGACAGCAGAGAAAGGAAUGAAGAAAGGAGUAUAGAUUGGAAAUACAACACAUUUCCUAAUCGUCUUGCCGCCGCCGCCGAAAGAACAUGUACACACGCUAUCGUAAAUGUGAGUAGAACAGCAGUAAUGAUCAAAAUAUGAAACAUAAAGGAUGAGAUCAGCGAACACACAUUUAAACAGACAAACAAGGUUCUGGCUUGGGGAAAGUAGAAUGGAACAAACACAAAAUAACCCCGUUUUUUUGUAUUUAGUUAGCAUAAUUAUGAGUUUUCCUUUCCUUCCAGCAACACUUGAUUAAUAUAUCAGAGAAGUAUUAUUUUGGAAAACAAAACACAGGCUUGUAACAAACACAGAACAAAGCAUCCCAAUUCCGCUGUAAAGUGAAAGUAAAAAGCUUCCCCCCUUGAAAAAAGUGCAUAAAAUAGUAAACAAAACAACCGGUGCAAACAGUGAAUGGAACAAAGGAAACAGCUAAGAAAGAUAUUUGCAACACCAACACUAAACAAUAGGAUACUAUAAACCGAACCGUGAAGAACCUGGAUUGUGGGCAAAGUAAUUACCUGGCUACACACAAUAAAACUAACGAAGCGCUAAAGCAACAAUAAUGACACACUGACUCGUACUUCUUCCUACCCUGUAAACGGAACACAGUGUUUGUACCUCUCGUAAAAACACAGCAAACAAAAACCUUUACACCAGCUUCAAUCAAUGCAAAAGGACAGGCUAAGAUGUGUACAAUAUAGAAAACAAAUAACUAAACACAAAAGAGCAGUAAAUACACUUACCAGAGUAAGUGGUUGUAGCAGCAGUGUAAAACUAAACAGUCACCCAUUAAAAAAAGGAAAAGUAAGGAACUAAACCACAACAUUAUUGUGAAUGAUAACAUAGAAACAUACCAACUAAACAGCAAACCAAACACAAUAAUAGUAAUACAUAAUAAUAGUAAUACAUAGCAAGCAGCAGUAGAAAACGCAAAGAGGUUUACAUGCAAUACACAAAAUGCGGGACAUAAAACAAAAGAAAAAACAAAAAAAGAUAAAGAAUAUGGCGCAGAAUUUACUUGUAAGCCAAAUUCCGCAUAUACCUAAAAAAUGGGGGAAAAUGGCGCACUGUGCGUGGCAAGUAUGAAAUAAGUGCAGAAGAUAUAUAUUUUUAUUUCUUUUUUAUACGAGCAUAACUAGAGGAAGGGUGGGUGGGUGGUAAGGAAGAAAUGGAGGGAGAAAACCAGAUAAUAACAAUAAAAUAACGACAAAGAGAAAUCGCAAUAACAGAAUAAAACAAAACUUACGCUGGAACAAACAAAUCCAUGUUACAGCUGGAUAAAGAAGUGAAAAAAAAAACGUUGCAAAGGAGGGAAUUUUUAGUUUAAGUUUUGUCUUUGUUUUGUCUUUGAACCGUAACAAGCAAGCAAAACCUAAUAGUGUAUAACAAAAGUGGUACAAAGUAAACCCAAAAGAUGCAACAAACUGCACUCUCAGACACAUGUAAAUGAUGAGACAGAAAAGAAUAAGUUUAACAGAACACAACACGAGAGCUAGUUCGUUUUAUUUAAAUAUGAUUUCCCCCUCAGUUAACUGUCUCUUGCUAUAAACCUGCUCUAGAUUACUGAGCUAAAGCUAGGCACCACUACGCAUCAAACUUCACUUACUCAACAAACUCCCACAAAAUAUAUAUACAUACGAACAGCUAGAGGAGAUAGAGAGUAAAGAAAACACAUGAAAAAUAAUGGAAGAAAAUCGAGGCAAGAAAAAGGUGACUACAUUAAAAAAAACACGUACAAAUAUUAACUGUACACACAAACAUGUCUAGUGGUAGAAACAAAACAACAGUAAAGUAUAAAAAAAUAAAUACGCAAAACAAAACAGAACAAAAAAAAACAAA
Anopheles gambiae (African malaria mosquito) is the source of this 16126-nucleotide messenger RNA. Its product is annotated as zinc finger protein 420. Gene Ontology annotation, molecular function: DNA-binding transcription factor activity, RNA polymerase II-specific; RNA polymerase II cis-regulatory region sequence-specific DNA binding. Bases 1859 to 5350 code for a protein of 1163 amino acids. Gene Ontology annotation, biological process: regulation of transcription by RNA polymerase II. Gene Ontology annotation, cellular component: transcription regulator complex; nucleus; PcG protein complex. Lineage: Eukaryota; Metazoa; Arthropoda; Insecta; Diptera; Culicidae. The record is from RefSeq and is a predicted model, not a curated record. The transcript has 32 exons.